AGAGCCCAGAGCUGAGGGUCGUCACGGGCUCACGGGACAGAGCCCCGAGUCCCCAAUUGCUCCAGUUUCCUGCUCCCCGGCGCUGACGCCGCCGGCUCUCCGCUCACUCAGGUGGUCUCUUCAGCGUUCCAUCGGAUCGCUGCAGUCUCCCCGCCGGUCGUUUCCCUAUCUCCAUCGACGGCCAGCCCUCCCUGUCCGGCGGCUCGUGGACUUUUGGCUCUGAUUUCCGGUGGAUCCUCCUCGUCGGCGCCUCCACCCGAGGAUGCCGUUGUACUGAUUCAGAGUUCCAAUGGACAACCUUGAGAACACGUCAGAGGACAAAGGCUUAAAUUUUCUGUGCAAUCUAUCUGACGUAGAGGUCGUACAUAGCAUGACACAGCUCUUACUUCAUGCAUUGGCCACAGCUUCAGUGGACAGCACCACUGGUGAUAUGUUCAAGAGCCCAGCAUCUGUAGCUAUUGGCAUGAAGACCGAACUAUCAGGGUACAUGAGUCAGAGAUCUGAAACACUUGUUCGCCAAUCUAUGGAUGGAGGCGAGGAUCAUUCAGAUCAAUUAACAAAAGCAUCCUCCAGGCCGACGGAGUUCCUGUCAGACUUGAUCGAUGAGUUUGUGACCUCAAAAAGGGGCAUGCUGAGCCAUGUCUCUGGGCUUUUUUCUAGCGAAAGCCGCCUGAACAAAAUUAAAGACUUCAUGCAAAAGUUAGAGACGGAUAACUCGUGGGCCCAGGAUGAAAGGAAGGCGACUGCAUGGGCUAUUCUGGAGAACAUAGACAGUAAAGGCAUUUUCCAUUGCCCCGAGAGAUUUGACAUGCCAGAUAAGCUAGCUGAGCACACAAGUCAAUGCAAAUUUAGGAUACUGAACUGCACAAAUGAUGGAUGUGUAGCUUCUUUCUGUGCUAUUCAUACCGAAAAGCAUGACGCUGUCUGCCCAUUCAAGCUCCUACCAUGCGAGCAGCUGUGUGAACAACAUGUUAUGCGGUCUGAGAUGGACAAACAUUGUGGAACAGUUUGCCCUAUGAAGCUUACCAACUGCCCGUUUUUUAGAAUUGGCUGUGAAACAGCCUUUCCACAGUGUUCUCUUGAUAACCAUUGUUCGCGGUUUCUACAAACCCAUUUGAUGUAUGUCGUCAAGGUGAUUACAAGACAGGGUGAUUGUGUUAAUGAUAUGGAUCAACGGCUGCAACUCCUUGAGAAGGUGCAAUCAUUGAACGAACUCGCUGGGGCUUUAGAUGUCAAGGCCCUCACUCUGAUUACAAAGGAACAAGAAUCAAAGAUAAAUAAACUCGAACGGGAUCUCAAAGCCCAAGAAACAAGGAUGAAGAAACUUGAGAAUGAUCUUAGGUCACGGAAAUAAUGAUUGCUGUCAUGUGCUCAUCAUUGCAGCCUUACUGGAAACCAGGUGGCAUACAUUGUAGUAUAUGUAAAUAAUCGGUAGCAUUACCAUAAGGUUUACCAUCCUGUUGUCCGUUGUCCAUGUACAAAUAUAGGUUGUAGAAAAGUCAGCUUUUUUUCAGAUCAGUUGAUAAUUUGAUGCAAGUUAUGUUUUGUCACUUCUAUAAUAGAGCAAGUACAUGGAUUUUACAGGGAUGCGGUGGAUUAGGAUCAUCUGCCAUUUCCUUUUUGUUGGUUUCUACCCAGGUUGGGCUAUUCACAGUAAUAUGCUACUUUGCAGGAGUAUCUUUUUUCCUUCUCAACAGUCAACACUUUGUCGGAAGCAUUUUGUGUGCAAGGGUGGACCUUUGUAGGUCGUUUUAACAGCAAGUUUUCAUGGAGGACAUGUUGCAACAGUAUCAUCAUUGGCUUGGCUCUUCGACGAAGCUUUCAGUUCGUUAUGCUGAAGAUGUCACCACAAUAUCUUCCCUAUUUGGCCCAUUUGACUCAGCUUUGACGAUCAACUUGGAGUCAUUUUAUCAUCUUCUUGUCAUAUUCCUAAUCAGUGAUGUCUAAGAACCAAGAGAUGUGAAUUAUCAGUACUCCAUCUUGCCAGCAUGGAGACCUUAAAAUGAACAAGAUGGUUUCUUUUGUCGUUUGAGAAAGAAGCAUGCUGCAAUUCAGUUACCGCAGUGUCUGGAGGACACAAAGGACUGUGGCAUAGUGACCUGAAAGUUACUUCGCGAACAUUUCCACCGUACUCAUCUGAGACAUGCCACUUACUCAGCUGGAGAAAUUUAGAACAUUUGACUGUUACGUCGUCUAAUGCUAGCAGCAACCAACUUGGUAAAAAAAAUUGAGACCAUGAAAAGGAUAUGCCAAUAGCGCAAUUGACAAAAUACACCUUUAAAUCUGUAUCUUUUCGUGUAUUUCGGUACUGCUGGAAAAACAUUGCAUCGUCACCUAGUAUCACAGUGAAAAAAUUCUCAGGUGUACCAGGGAAGGUAUUCUGAAAAAUCAUACCAUGUUGAAAAUUAGGGAAACGAAAAGUAAAUAUGCAUAUUCAAAAAUAGAAAAUUAACUGGGAUGCUCACACUGGUUAUGUCUACAAGAACAUGUUCAUUGAUGAAAGGUUGAAAUGUGAUAGUCAGUCCAAUUCUUCUGUCUUCUGUCUUUAUGUUGUCUGUUCUGCUGCUAAUAACAUUCAUACUCUCUCCUUUAAGAAGCAAAUGUGAACUCACCUGCUUGUACAAGUACAGGUUGUCAGGUGGUUUCCCCAGAAGCAAAUGAAAAGACCAAACAAGAUUACUUUCUGAAUACCUGCUUUUCGGCUUCCAAUGUUGCUCGGUAACUCUGCAGCGCCGUCUCUAGAGCUCGAAAUGUACGGUUUCUGUUCCAGAAGGAUGUGAACUUGUACCUUACGCUUCCUGAACCAUUAAGGCAAGGAUGAUCAAUAGAAAAAUCUAUAAAUAGUUUUGCAACAUGGAAGAUGAAAACAACAACAGCAGAUCUAUAUUUCUAGGACUCAUUUUGCUGUUGGUGCCUUCGAUAGUAAAGAUUUACCAGGAGUAUCAAAUUGGAAAUGGUCUAGUCCAAGCUCUCUGAAGUUAAAAUUUCAGAAAUCAGACAUAUAAUCCAUAAUAACACCUGGUUUUCCAAUUAGGCAUGUGACUGAAAUCUUCUAAAUUUUCAGAAAGCGUACACAUCGAAUCCAUGAUAGAAUCUAGUUUUACAACUAGGGGUGUGAUUUAUUUAACUUUGUAAAAAGAUUCCAUCGAAAAAUAAUUCAUAAUCUUGGUUCCAAGGAGGAUGCCCAAGAUUACGCCAACAGAAAAUAGUUUACCAUUUUGGCAGCACAAUGGAGAUACCCCAUGACCACCUGCGCCAGUAUGAAGAAAUAUAGUAAUAGCUGGGUUUAUAAGGGAGUGCUGGCUCCUCCUUAUCUGUGGGGUGAAAUCAUGCAUGUGUUAACCAUCUCAACCAUUUAAAAUCAAAUAUUAAGGUCAUAAUAAGAGCUUCAUAGGUUGCAUACCUCAUAUAUGUCUUGUAACGGAAUGAUCACCUAAAAAUAAUUGGAUAAUAAGAAAAUUAUAUAAGGAUGAAUUUGUGAACAGAGAAAAGAAUCUGAACUUGCUUGUCAAUAUAUCCGUACUGUACCGAUUUUCUGCAGCAAUGGCCUGAUUAGUGUGUGUUAGUUAGCAAGAUUUAUAUAAUUGAGUGACAAUUUAUUACCUCAUGGAUUUUCAGACGUGGCUGAUAUUAUUUACCUUGCUCAUAAGUUAAAACCAUGCAAAGAUCAGUUUGGGGUUUGCACUUUUAGAACAUGUACUUACAUUUAAUUGCUUGGAGAAUACGUGUGACUGGAAGCACAGAUGCCAUGAGGAGAUGCACAUACGCCCAUAGCGCAAGAAAGACCUCUCCAGAGCACAAGAAUAACUGUGGUGAACAAUCUGAAAGUAGAAAAGGCAAUCAUUCGGUUCAGUUGAGUAUGCAAUACGUUUUUUUUAGAUAGCUUACCAGGCUUGCUGCCUGGUGAGUAUGAAAUACUGUAUGUGCAAUUAUCAUUUGCCGAGAAUUAGUACUUCAUCAUGAGGGAAUUCGAUUGUAGCGUGCAGAGGACUACUGUCUUCAGUCAUUGCCAACCGUUGCCUAGCGAGUAUAAUCUUUCUCUGGGACUUGGCUCCAGUAUACUGCUUAAAGAAGCUGGAAACAUUUGGUGAAAUAAGAAGGAUGUUUGCCUACCUUCACAAAUAAUGCUGUUCAUAUUUCUCAAAUCAACGUUACCUGUCAGAAGUCGACGACACUUUCUUUGAGCUAAUACGCAAGCAGAUCUGCAACCCGAUACUUGUGUUGUGAGCGGGAUUGUACAUGCGGUGGCUACUGUGAUGAAGCACUGAGAUGAGGAAGGCUGGUUAUUAUUCAUAAAUGCAUAUCCUACCUGACCAGAUCUGCUGUCCAGGUCGUACCAAACGGCUCCUGUUUCAUCUUCGGCGAGGAUAGCUACAGUUACAGAUCCGAUGACUUUGCGUUUGCAUACAUUGUCCCAGUCAUAAACUGUUAUGAUUACCUAUCCAGAAAGUAAAAAAUACAUCACACUUUUGAGCAAGCGCGUGUCUCUGGCAUCAAAUGCGUGCCUCGGCAUAUUUUCUCGAUUUUUUUAUUUUUUUGCUGAAAACGUCUCAGUUCCAGCUUCUGUUUACGAAACAUGCUGAGCAGAUAAAUCUAGCUAGCCAGGUUUCAUUUACAACUUGGUUCCCAUAAAGUUCAUAUGAUGUUUGUGCCAGGUUCCAGGUAGGUAACACCUUUGCUUUUGAAUCAUUGACAGGAGCAGUGCGUCGGUUGUUGCUUCAGAGAAGCUGGCUAUGAUGCUGCACCUGCAUGCAAGCAUAUGCACGCACUGCACUCUCCCAUAACUACUUUUGACAACCUGCAGCCCAUUGUUCAGUUCACUAUUCAAAGCCUGAAUCGAGGAUCGAUGGCGUCAGGUGCACUCUAAUUUACCCUAUAUUAUUUGGACCACUGUCUUCGUGGGAAAGUAAGUGCCUUUCAAAAAAAUUAUGAUGCUACUACUUUCUGCCACGGUUCCGAAAGAUCGUCGGCAAGCCGGCUCGGCACUACUAUAUGUAUGCCGUGCUCUCUGAAGAUUCUCAGAGAGAAUGAAAUAAAACUAACAGCAGCACUGCAUGGCGCAAAAGCAUUGCUUUGUACUACUAACACUGUAGGUUGGCAUACACCCUGUGCUUUUCUUUGCGGAGCAUUUGUCUAAUCUCUACUC
Molecule: messenger RNA, 5146 nt
Organism: Triticum aestivum (bread wheat)
Lineage: Eukaryota; Viridiplantae; Streptophyta; Magnoliopsida; Poales; Poaceae
Product: TNF receptor-associated factor family protein DDB_G0290931
Exons: 7
Coding region: 290-1354 (354 amino acids)
Molecular function (GO): zinc ion binding
Source: RefSeq, a predicted model, not a curated record